Messenger RNA from Ilyonectria robusta, 534 nucleotides. RefSeq lists its product as uncharacterized. The record is from RefSeq and is a predicted model, not a curated record. Bases 1 to 534 code for a protein of 177 amino acids. The transcript has a single exon. Lineage: Eukaryota; Fungi; Ascomycota; Sordariomycetes; Hypocreales; Nectriaceae.
AUGAAUCAUGUGCUACUGGACGCAUAUGAUACAGCCAUAGAGAGAAUCAACAGACAGAAGCCCGGCCUGAGGGAGCUUGCAAUGCAGGUCCUCUCAUGGAUCACUUGCGCCAAAAGACCACUCACGACAUCAGAACUUCAGCAUGCCCUUGCGACAAAAAGGAACAAACCGGUCCUUGAUCCUGGAGAUCUUCCACAGAUUGGAGAUAUAGUCUCUGUAUGUGCUGGGCUAGUCACAGUCGACCAACAAAGCGACCUUAUCCGGUUGGUCCACUACACAACGCAGGAAUACUUUGACGCAAACCGAACGCUAUUUUCGAAUGCAGAAGCCAAUAUCACAGCAACUUGCGUUACCUACUUGUCAUUCGAUGUCUAUGAGAGUGGGUUCUGCCCGACCGAUGAGGAAAUUGCAGAGCGGAUAAGAUUGAAACCCUUCUACGACUACUCUGCACAGUACUGGACCGAGCAUGCUCUUAAGACUUCAACUCUAUGCCAGGAGGUCAUUGAAUUUCUUGAAUCCGACACAAAAGUCUAG